Drosophila sechellia is the source of this 1682-nucleotide messenger RNA. RefSeq names its product RING finger protein 121. Gene Ontology annotation, molecular function: ubiquitin protein ligase activity; metal ion binding. The record is from RefSeq and is a predicted model, not a curated record. NCBI's taxonomy places the organism in Eukaryota, Metazoa, Arthropoda, Insecta, Diptera, Drosophilidae. The transcript is spliced from 7 exons. Gene Ontology annotation, cellular component: Golgi membrane; endoplasmic reticulum membrane. The coding region runs from base 194 to 1159 and encodes 321 amino acids. Gene Ontology annotation, biological process: ERAD pathway.
CUGCGACAUCUGGCAAUGUUGGCCUCGAACGUUUUGUUUUCGAUAAUCAGAAAGCGCUGUCGUAGCUAAAGUAAAUAAAGGUAAAAACCGAUCGCAAUACGUGGUGGGCAAGAUAACGCAGCGACGCAGACGACGAGUGGGACUGUCCGGCGGAUUGGCGGCAGCGGGAUACGGCGGAUACAACGGCAACAAGAUGCACCAGGAGCACAUGAACCUGCAUGAGCCCGUGGACUUGAACAAGUCCCUGGACGAGAUGACGCCGGAGGAGCGAAUGCGAGUGCAGCACCAACUGAUGGUGGAAAAACAUCGCGGCCACGAUGCCAUGCACUCCGAGAUGGUGAUCAUUCUGUUCGUCACCCUGGUCAUUGCCCAGAUCAUCCUGGUCGAGUGGAAGAAGCGGCACUACAGAUCCUACGCUUUCGUCACCCUGCUGGCCAUGUGGCUUAUUCCGCUGAUCAUCUCCUGCAGCUUCGGCUGGCUGCGCUUCAUAAUCAUCUGGCUGGUGUUCACCUGCAUCACGGCACUGGUUAUGCGGCGGGCCAUCAGCAAGCCCAUCCAGGGCACAACGCCUAGGCUGGUCUACAAGUGGUUCUACUUCAUCUACAAGCUCAGCUAUGGCCUUGGCCUGGUGGGCUAUCUGGUGAUCAUGGCCGCCUUCCUAGGCAUGAACUACAUGUUCUCGCAGCCACCAAACACCUGGAUGGAUGUGGGCCUGAUGUUCUGCUUCUACGGGCUGUACAUCGGCGUCCUGGGGCGUGAUAUAUCCGAGAUAUGUUCGGAUAAGAUGGCGGCAGCUAUUGGCUACUACACACCUCAGGGCAUUCCCACCCGACACCUUGAUCAGAAUGUCUGCGCAGUGUGUGGCAAUCAGUUGCUGGUCUCGGAAAAGGAAGAGGGCGUCAUUGAGAACACCUACAAGCUGUCUUGUAACCACGUAUUCCACGAGUUCUGUAUUCGUGGCUGGUGCAUUGUGGGCAAGAAGCAGACGUGUCCCUACUGCAAGGAAAAGGUUGAUCUCCAGAAGAUGUUCCGCAAUCCCUGGGAGAAGCCGCACGUGUUGUACGGUCGCCUGCUGGACUGGAUUCGCUGGCUGGUGGCCUGGCAACCGCUCAUCUUUUUCAUAGUACAAGGCAUCAACUGGAUGCUGGGACUGGAGUAGAUCCUGAUCUCGGCACUGGCUUUCCUCGGCGUCUAGUCAAGCACACACACAUCGGAUUAAGUCCUGCACAUGUAACCACACGGAAAACACGAUGAUGGAGAAACAACGACAGACCAACCUGGAGGGGCUGCGAAACACCCGCACCACUAGCACCGUCGCCGUUCAUUCCCCCGCUCCCCUCCACGUCACCAUUACAUGAACCUGAACCAUGAUGACGAUUACGGAUGAAAGAUCUGUAGACGAAUGUCAUUGCCAUCCAAUCUGUUUGCGGGUUUCCAGUUCUGUGUGUGGUUUGCUUUUGGGCACCCAAAUUUUCCUUUUCCAUUGGAGUCUUUAAUCGAAACGUAAAUGCAAUUUUGGAUAUAUGUAUCUAUAUCUAUAUAUUAUACAUAGCUAUGUAUUUAUGUACAUAUGUGUGCCUGUGUGUAUGUCUCCUAGGUAUUAUUACCAAUAUUAUUUUCUUGAUUUUACUUAAUUGCACUGGAGCUGGUUAGAAAUAUACAUAUACCAAAAAAUCUAUUGA